AUCAUAAAGAGCAGCAGCUCACUACAGUACACAGACAGAGGGGAUGUGGAUACAAUUUUACAGCUCAUCGUUAAACCAAGAAAACAACGCAUAAAAUUAUUUCACAUUCCAUCAACACCUUGUCUUGGAAAAUAUUACCAGCGAUGCUUGAAAUCCAGGAAUGAUUAAUCAGAUCAUGGCGUUCUUUUAUUACAUUCAGCACGUUUCGAAAACAACAUUACGGACUCUGAAAAGGCAGGUACUGAUAUUCAUUGUUUUUACCCUUUGUACAUUUGUAGUUAAGGGAGAGAUUCGUUAUUCUAUUCCGGAGGAGAUGCUAACGGGAUCAAUUGUGGGAAAUGUGGCCAAAGACCUGGGCUUAGACGUUAAAAGACUUAAAACCGGCAGCGCCCGCAUUUUCACCGAUCGAGGUGCGGAAUAUUUUGAGCUGAAUACGAAUAAAGGCACGUUACUGGUUAAAGACAGAAUCGACAGAGAGCAGUUAUGUGCACGAAUUACCCCUUGCACACUAAAUCUCCGAAUAGUUCUUGAAAACCCUAUAGAGUUUUACAUAGUUAUCGUUGAAAUUGUUGAUGUGAAUGAUAAUGACCCCAUAUUUCCAAAUAAAAAUAUUAAAUUAGAAAUUAGUGAGUUAUCAGUGUCAGGAGCCCGUUUUGCACUGCUUAGUGCGACCGACAGCGAUGCGGGUUUGAAUGCACUUCUGACAUAUACACUUACACCAACGGACAAUUUUAAUUUAAAAAUUCGUAAACAAUCCGAUGGCAGCAGUUUAAUAGAUUUACUUUUAGUGAAGCAAUUAGAUCGAGAACAACAAGAAGAACACGGCCUGCUGCUUACUGCCAUAGAUGGCGGGAGUCCUCCGAGGUCUGCCACUGCUGAAAUUUAUAUUGUUGUUCUGGAUGCCAAUGACAAUGCCCCUGUUUUUACUCAAGAGGUUUACAAAACUGCUAUAAAAGAAAAUGCCUUAAUAGGUUCUGUGCUUAUUACAGUUACCGCUACUGAUGCAGACAAAGAAAUACACGGCCGGGCAACUUACAGUGUCACCCACGUUACAGACGAUAGUGGGGAUCUUUUUGAAAUUAACGCGAAUUCCGGUGAAAUCAAACUCACCGGCCAGCUGGAUUAUGAAACAUUUAGAAUGUAUGAAAUUACAGUGCAAGCCAAAGACCCUGGUGGUCACACAGAUUCGUGCAAAGUGUUAGUAGACAUUACUGACGUCAAUGACAACAUUCCGGUUAUCUCCAUCAUUUCAGUCUCAAAUGAAAUACCUGAAAAUUCAGGACCUGGGACAGUGGUAGCUGUAAUUAACAUUCAGGAUAAGGACUCUGGAAAAAACGGCCAAGUGACUUGUGUUAUUGCCGAUGACCUUCCAUUCAAAUUGAAGUCUUCUAUAAAGGAUUUAUACAGUCUAGAAACAGAUACAUUUCUCGAUCGAGAAUUAACUUCUCAAUAUAACAUUUCUAUUUUUGCUAAAGAUGGUGGAGAGCCUUCUCUUUCAUCUAGCCUUAUAUUAAUUUUAGCAAUAAGCGACGUUAAUGAUAAUCCACCAAAAUUUGAAAACCAGCAUUAUACAGCAUUCAUUUCGGAAAAUAAUUCACCAGGAUAUUCAUUUUUUUCUUUACGAGCUAAAGAUGACGACGUUGGUGUCAACGGUAAACUUUCUUAUUUUAUUGAGCAAUGUCUUGUUCAAAAUAUAUCUGUUUCGUCGUAUGUUUCAGUUAACUCCGAAGAAGGCUCUCUCUACGCUCUACGUGCCUUUGAUUAUGAGCAUUUGAAACGUUUUCAAGUUUCUGUCAUAGCAAAAGAUGGAGGGUCCCCUUCUUACAGUGCAAGCGCAGUUAUUGAUAUUUUUGUGCAGGACCAAAAUGAUAAUGCUCCCCAGAUUCUUUACCCAAUUCAGAAUAAAGCAUCAGCUGGUCCUGAAAUGCUACCCCGCACUGCAGAUGUUGGCUAUCUGGUAACUAAAGUUGUGGCAGUUGACAUGGACUCUGGACAGAAUGCUUGGCUUUCAUAUAAACUUCUCAAAUUCACUGAUCAAACGCUUUUUAAACUGGGUGUUCAUAAUGGAGAAUUAAGAACAAUUCGAGAAGUUACAGAGAAAGAUUCCACAAGGCAAACCUUGGUUAUUUCAGUAGAAGACAACGGACAACCAUCCCAGUCAACUACAGUGACUAUAAACGUGGCUGUCACUGACAGCUUCCCUCAAGCAUUAGCAGAAUUCAAUGAUCUCUCUCAGGAAGCCAGUGGAGAAGGUGAUCUCAAAUUUUAUUUAGUACUGGCUUUAACAAUUUUGUCGUUUCUCUUCAUCACAUUUAUUGUUAUUUUGAUAACUUUUAAAAUUUAUUCGUGGAGACAGUCCAGACUCUUCAAAGCAGGUUCAAAUGGAAAUCUCCCAGUAAUCCCAUAUUAUCCACCUCGUUAUGCAGACGUCAGUGGAACAGGAACUCUUCGUAAUGUCUAUAAUUAUGAAGUUUGCCUUACAACGGAUUCGGGGAGAAGUGACUUCAAGUACAUUAAACCUGUUCUACACAGUGAAGUAAAAAGUGAGCUUAGCGGACUGGAAACAAUGCCUCUGAACCAAAAGACAGAUGUGAGUGUGACUGAAGAACUCAUGCAGGUAAGUCUGGAUUUAUAA
Messenger RNA from Erpetoichthys calabaricus (reedfish), 2635 nucleotides. Its product is annotated as protocadherin gamma-A11-like. The record is from RefSeq and is a predicted model, not a curated record. Gene Ontology annotation, biological process: homophilic cell-cell adhesion. Lineage: Eukaryota; Metazoa; Chordata; Cladistia; Polypteriformes; Polypteridae. Gene Ontology annotation, molecular function: calcium ion binding. Gene Ontology annotation, cellular component: plasma membrane.